Molecule: messenger RNA, 2514 nt
Organism: Symbiodinium sp. CCMP2592
Lineage: Eukaryota; Dinophyceae; Suessiales; Symbiodiniaceae
Source: the annotation of a GenBank genome assembly
AUGGGCUCGGCACCAAGCGCCGCCUUGACAGCCCUGCAGAAACACGCCGCUGUAGGCUCUGCAGAGAUCACCUCGGCUCCCGGCGCACGAGAGCUGAGCAUCGUCGUCCAUUUCCGAGCCGGCGGUGACGGACAGCGGGAGCGAGUGUUGCGAGACAUGAUCUUCUGCCUGGAGGACCUAGGCCUGGACAACGUCCGCGUCGCUCAAGCAGCUUCCCAGUCGCCCUUGCAGCGAGCACAGGCACGCCGGGCCUCGGAAGCCGUCGGCUGGCGCCGCUCGUUCCUGCGAGCCUUCGUACUCACUUUGCCCAUCGUGCUCCUGAUGUGGGUGGUCGCCCCCAUGCCGGCGCUGAAACCCUACCUGAUGCUGAAUGGCAUCGACAUCGCUGGUAUUGCCAUGUUCCUGUUGGCAACGCCGGUGCAGUUCGUCAGUGGCGGGGUUUUCUAUCGUGAAACCUUCGAGGGCCUCAAGCACCGAAAGCUUGGUAUGUCCGCGAUGGUGGCUCUGGGUACUACAGCCGCUUACCUGUCCUCCUGUGCCCAGUUGGUCUGCAAACUGCUGGCGAAGGAGGCGGCGGUGAUGAGCCUGGACUUUGAUACCUCCUCCCUGCUGAUUGCCUUUGUGCUGCUGGGUAAGUGGCUGGAGUGCCGCGCGAAGGGCAGCACUGGCGACGCCAUCACCGCGUUGCUCUCCCUGCAGCCGCAGACUGCCCUCCUGGUACGGGAGGAUGGUUCCGGUCGCGAACGAUAUGUCGAUGCAAAGCUCCUCGUCAAGGGCGACCUUGUCCGAGUGCUUCCGGGAUCGAAGGUGCCAGCGGAUGGAACGGUGGAGUCAGGCGAGUCGGCUGUGGACGAGUCGGCGUUGACCGGGGAGUCUUUGCCUGUACCCAAGGCUCCUGGAGACCGCGUGGUCGGGGGCACUGCAAACCAUGGUGGCCAGCUGCAGGUACGCCUGGAAGCAGUGGGUGAAAGCUCGGCAUUAGCGCAGAUCGUUGGCCUCGUCGAAGCGGCGCAGUCGCAACGAGCUCCGGUUCAGGAGCUCGCCGACCGGGUCUCGAGCGUCUUUGUGCCGACGGUUCUGGUGCUGAGCCUGGCGACGUUCGUACUUUGGAUGUGUCUCUUGGGGACAGGCCUCGUCCAUUUGGAUGCAGUGAGCAACAGCGAGCACCACAACGACUUCACCUUCUGCCUGAUGAUGGCAAUCUCCGUGCUGGUCGUUGCCUGCCCCUGUGCGCUGGGCCUUGCAGCGCCGACAGCAGUGAUGGUCGGAACAGGAGUCGGAGCCACGCAAGGCGUCCUCAUCAAGGGUGGUCACGCUUUGGAGGCAGCCCACCAGAUCGAAGCGGUCGUCUUGGACAAGACGGGCACGAUCACCGAGGGAAAGCCGCGUGUCACGGACGUGGAGGUGUUGUGUCGCGAUGACGAGGUUUCGCUCACCAACCUUCGCCAGCACCUUGCAUCGGCGGGCGCUCCGACGACCGGACCGGUGGCGACUUCAUUGCCUUUGCUCCUCCUGGCUGGGAGUGCGGAACGAGGAAGCGAGCAUCCCUUGGGCCAGGCAGUCGCGCAGGAGGCCGAACGUCUCCUAGCCGAUCGCGGAGCUCCUUCCGCUCUGGUUGAGCCGACCACCUUCCGGGCUUUGCCGGGGCGCGGUCUCGAGGCCUCUGUUCUGGAGCACCAAGUGCUCAUCGGCAACAUGGCAUGGAUGGAGGCCAACGGAGUACGUGCGGAGAGCGCUGAGCGACUCGGGACACUGAGGGCCGAACUCGAGGAGGACGGCAAGACGGUGGUCUUUGUGGCCGUGGAUGGGGUGCUGGCGCUCCUUGUCGCCCUGGCGGACACGGUGAAGCUGGAGGCUCCACAGACAAUCCAAGCUCUCCAGCGCAUGGGGCGUGAGGUGUUCAUGCUGACGGGUGACAACGCACGCACUGCGGCAGCUAUCGCCCGGCGAGUGGGUAUUCCACCGGAGAACGUCGUUGCUGGAGUCCUCCCCUCGGGGAAGGCGGAGAAAGUGAAAGAACUGCAACAAAGGCCGCAGUCCUCUGCAGCACGCGCCGGCUGCUUCCGUGGGAGGGAGGUGCGGCCAGCAGAGGAGGGCCGGCGGUUCGUAGCAAUGGUCGGUGAUGGCGUCAACGAUGCCCCGGCAUUGGCCCAGGCCGAUCUCGGGAUUGCCAUUGGGGCGGGCGCGGAGAUUGCGAUGGAGGCGGCUGACAUGGUCCUAGUGAAAAGCCGCCUCUCUGAUGUCGUUACGGCCUUGCACCUCUCGACUGCCAUCUUCCGCCGAAUCCAACUCAACUUCCUUUUCUCCUUAGGCGCAGAGGGUGCACGCGCUUCUGUGUCCAACCUGCACGCGCAGCGCUGGAAACCUGCGCAGGGCCGAUUCAUCCUGCAUGCGCCGGGUACGCCCACCCCCCGUGUCCAAGCUGCACGCGCAGCGCGGGAAACCUGCGCAGGGCCGAGCUUUCUUGUAUCCGGAGGCCAUGCAAACACAGACAGAAAAUCCAUGCCAAUGUAG